This is a messenger RNA of Xiphophorus couchianus (Monterrey platyfish), 3613 nucleotides long. RefSeq names its product adhesion G protein-coupled receptor E5a (gene adgre5a). Gene Ontology annotation, molecular function: G protein-coupled receptor activity; calcium ion binding. NCBI's taxonomy places the organism in Eukaryota, Metazoa, Chordata, Actinopteri, Cyprinodontiformes, Poeciliidae. Gene Ontology annotation, cellular component: plasma membrane. The record is from RefSeq and is a predicted model, not a curated record. The coding region runs from base 410 to 2734 and encodes 774 amino acids. The transcript is spliced from 19 exons. Gene Ontology annotation, biological process: cell surface receptor signaling pathway; adenylate cyclase-activating G protein-coupled receptor signaling pathway.
CAUGAUGCGAAGAGAGAGAGAGCAAGAGAGUGAGUGAGUGAGAAAGAGAGAGAUCCUCUUUUAAAGUUUUACCGUUGCCUGGCAGGUCACCACAACAGAGAGACCAGUCUGACAGUAGAAGAGAAAGGAGAGGCAAGAUCAAGAGGGGAAACUAAGAGAAGAUGCAGUUUUAUACAAAGAGGCAUUGAUAAUCUGACAGAAGUGACGUGGAAAGUAGCCACUUUGCUUUUUCAUAGAUAUUAACUUAUGCAGUUAGAUCUAUUUUUUUUUUUCAAUUUCCAGUUUGUAAGGCUUGAAAAUUGUUCAAGUUGGACCAAAGAAGAGAGCAUCAGACGAUCUGAAUGUUGAAAUAUUCUCAAGUUGUUGUGACUUUUUAAACACUCGUCUGGACAUUGCUUUCCUCAUCACCAUGAGAGCCACGUGGACUGUUUUGAUACUGGCUUUGAUCCUUUCUCUUCUCACUGUCCAAACACAAACAUCCUGCUCUAUAGGGUUCAUAUCGAUUGACCACAACUGUGUUGAUGUCAAUGAGUGUGAAGAACCUGAAUACUGUGGAAACUAUACAAACUGUUUCAACACAAAUGGCAGCUACUACUGCCAGUGCAAGGAAGGUUUCAGGUCAAAAGUUGUGAAUUUUACUGCUGCUGCUUUCACAUGCACAGAUAUCAAUGAGUGUUCUGACAACAAAGACAUCUGUGGACCUAAUGCCUCUUGUCAAAACACAAUGUCCAACUACACCUGCAGCUGUAAAAAUGGAUUUGCCUCUUCUACUGGAGUGGAAAUAUUUCAUGGCCAUGACAACGUCACAUGCAGAGAUACAGAUGAAUGUAAAAAUGAAAAUGUUUGUGGUCUGAAUGCAUCAUGUAUAAACACACAAGGAAGUUAUUACUGCAUCUGUAACGCUGGCUAUGCACUGAAAUCUGGAAAAUCUAGCUUUUCUGGGCAGGAGGAGCAAUGUGAAGACAUAUGUAAGAUUGAUGACACAAUUUGUGGAAAUGGAUCCUGCCUCCAUGAAGCCAGUGGCCAUUACUGUGCAUGCUCUGCAGGGUUUACUAACUAUGGCAACAAAAUGGGCCGUUGUACUGAGCUUCACUGUGGUGUUCUCAAGGAUGUGAACAAUCUUACAGAGAAAUUUGACAUGGUUCAAGAUGAUAUGAAGCAACUGAGUGAAAGUUGUCUGAAGCUCUCAGGAAGUGAAGAUUCAAAGGACCUCAAUGGAGAAGACUUGCUAACGAUUCUGCUCUCUAUAAUCGACCAGCUCCUGUCUGCUGGAUCUGUCAAAGACAACAGGAAAAUCUCCACAUUUCUAGACAUGGUGGAACAAGUUUUAAGAUUUGUUGGACCUUUAAUUAAAACACCAAGAACUAAAAGAUUCACCAAUCACACAGAACUGGAGCUGCUGGUACAUACUGGGUCGGCUAUACCCCAAGGAUUAAAGACUCUGUCGUCUAAACAGGCUAAAGUGGAUAUCAAGAUGGAAGAAGCUGCAGGAAAUCCCUCAUCUUAUCCUGGAUUUACAACAGUUUCGUUGCUGAGCUAUUCAAACCUGGAAGAAUCUGCCGGAGGUUUCUUUAGUGGGAUGAAAAAGAAUGAGAGCCAGAACUUUAAGAUAAACUCCAAAGUGGUGACUGUCAGUGUUAGCAAUACAGACACAAAACACCUGAACGAAAAAGUCAAUAUAACUUUACAUCACCUUGAUCAUUCAAAUCAAACCGCCCACACCUGUGUGUUUUGGGAUUCCUCUAAGGAUGGAGGUGCGUGGUCUGAUCACGGCUGCAGCGUGGUGGAGUCCAAACUAAACUACACUGUGUGUUCCUGUAACCACCUGAGCAGCUUCGCUGUGCUCAUGGCCCUCUACGACAUAGAGAACCCAUUUGAGUUGCAGCUGAUCUCCUGGAUAGGCCUAUCCCUUUCAUUAAUUUGCCUGUUCUUCUGCAUCCUGACCUUCUCAAUGAUCCGGUCUAUCAAAAGCCCAAGAACAACCAUCCACCUGCACCUCUGCAUCAGCCUCUUUAUUGCAACUCUCAUCUUUCUCGCAGGCAUCUCUCAGACACAGAACAAGGUUGGCUGUGCAGUAGUUGCAGGGAUGCUGCAUUUCUUCUACCUGGCUGCAUUCUGCUGGAUGUGUCUGGAGGGAAUCCAGCUCUUCAGGAUGGUGGUCCUGGUCUUCAACACCAACUUUAAAACCAGCUACAUGAUGGCAGGGGGCUACGGAGUUCCUGCUGCAAUUGUUGCUGUCACUGCAUUGAUCAAUAGAGAUGGAUACGGGACUAAGAAAUAUUGCUGGCUAAACUUGGAUUCGAUUUGGAGUUUCUAUGGCCCUGUCUGUGUCAUCAUUACUGUAAACGUUUUCUUCUUCCUUGUCACUGUGUGGAAGUUGGCACAGAAGUUUUCAAGUUUAAACCCUGACCUGGACAGCUUGAAUAAAAUCAAGGCAUUCACCAUUACUGCAGUGGCUCAGCUCUGUGUACUCGGCAUCACGUGGAUCUUUGGGUGUUUCCAGUUUGAAAAGGACACAAUAGCAAUGUCUUAUCUGUUCACCUUUUUUGGCAGCCUUCAAGGUGUCAUGCUCUUUGUCAUGCACUGUCUAUUUUCCAAACAGGUGAGGGAGGAGUAUGAAAACAUUCUUUCUCAACUACGUGCACCUCGGAAGAGAGCAUAUUCCGAGUACAUCUACUCAAGCAAAGCUAAUGCGUCCAGAAGUACCCAGGACACGGGAGAGUCUCACAUUUAACUGAGCGAUAUCUCUGGGAGAUCUCAGAACGUCCAUUUUUAAAAAUGAGCUCUCUGAGACAUGUGCAGUGAAGUUUGGGGCCCCUCAGGGUGGUUGGCCCAAUGCUUUUUUAACUUUGUCUUCUGCCUCCUGAAGCUCUUCUGCGCUGAUUUAGCCUAACAAUUAACUGUUAUGUUGACAAUGUGCCUUUCUCAUUUGGAAACGGUGCAGAUUUGUCUGAAGUACAGCCCCAUCGAUCGGUAAUUAGGCAUUGCUUAUCAAAAAUAAUUUCCUGCUUCUUAACAGUGACAAGACAGAUUUAAUGGUCAUCGGACCCCAGAGACAUCACUGGACAUUUGGCAGACAUGUUCCUCAGUAGGUUUUUAAAGCUAAGUUAAAAAAUCACUUGUUCACUUGGUCAUAUGUGUUUCAUUUUAUGCAUAUUGUUUUUGCUGCUUUUCUUGGAAUUGUAUUGUUAUUUUAACUCCUUGUGAUAGUUCAGCACUUUGAAUGGCUUUAUAAAUAAAGUUAUUUUUAUUGCUAUUAAUAGCUUUGGAUUAAAGUCCAGCUACAAUAUGGAUAUUAAAGCUUUGAACAUGGCUUGUUUUGACAACUCAGACUGUCCAUAAUUUCAUGGCAAUACUUUUUUUAACAGUAUUUUUGUAACUUGAUAAAUUAUGUAAUUUAUUUAGGAAAUGUACAUACAAAAACAGUAUUUUUAUAUGAAAAAUUAUAUGUUCUUUUGCUCAAAAUUACACGUUUGUAGAACUUAAUCAGGCACGUCUACUAAUGUAAGUUGCUUCAUUCAGGUACUUAUUUCAAUCAGCAAGGACAAUCCAAAAUAUACUUAUAUUGCAAGCUCUUCUUUUAAAUCUUUGAGCUUGAGAAAUACAAAUGAAA